AUUAUUAUAUAAAGUGCAAUGCUAUAAUUCCAACCAGUAAAACCUAUGACCUGCACUGCGAGGUGGAUGCGGUAGAGGGCGCUAUGACCCUUUGCCAUUGGUGCGUGUGUGAGCCCUGCCGACACGAAGAAGAGAAGCGCUGCCCAACAUGGUUAAACCCACGAACACGCGCGCAGUUAGCACGUGUCUGAGCCUCUAGCGUGGCCCCGCUGCGUCAAAUGCGACGGAGACGAAGAAGAACGCAAAUUGUCCGGGUUUCUAACCCAUUUAACAGUAAGCAUUUAACACCGGGCGAAGACAACUCCAACAACUUGUCGCCUUGCUUGCAGAGCUGAGAGCUCAAUAGAGAUGUCAGCGGAGUGCCCCUACACGCCUCCGCCUCCUCCUCCACCACCACCACCUGCUCCUCCUCCACCUACUCCAGCCUCGUCCCCCAAGAAGAAGCUGUAUCAGACUGUGGGCAGCAGCAGAGGUGCUGUGGAGGGGAACCUCACAGAGGCCUGCGUACUGCUCGCUCAGAGAGAGAGCAGUUUUAGGAAAGACCUUCAGUGGAUACUUGUCAACACAUAUGUGCCCUCCCUCAUCCAAGAUGGUCCACAGUGCGGCCUGGUGGCUCUGUGGAUGUCCACUCACCUUCGAAAGCCACCGCUGUGCGUCGACAUGGAAACGGUUGUUCGGACGGCGCUGAGCAGGGGAUACACGGCACAGGGUGAAAUGUUUUCAGCUGACCACAUGGCCCUGCUGGCAGAGGAGGUGUGUGGCUGUAAGGCCGAACUGCUGUCGGGCGGCAUUAGAGGCGAUAAUGCUGCAGCCAUCAUCACACACCUGUGGGGGAGACAGCCCGUUCUCAUCCCAUAUGACGAGGAUUACAACCACGAACCGUGUCGGCGGAGCGGCCACAGGGCGCACUGGGCCGUCGCUUCAGGUGUUCUGCUCGGUGUGGACCAGGGAAGCGUAAGCGAAGCGCACACCCGCCCCGAACCCACUCUGCCCUGGCUCUACGCCCCCGUGGACAACGGCGCUCCAUGUCCCGCCGGUGAUGCGGCGCUCAAAGAGGUCUACGUCCUGGCUAAGCAGGGUAAAAGCCUGCGCUACCAGCUGUGGAGUUUGGACAGCAUAGCUGCGAGCAACGAGCAGCUGAGGACGAUGGACCCUAAGAGAGCGAACGACGGGACCCAGUAUGUGGUCCCUCUGGGGGGGGUGGAGGCCGGGCUGGCUGGACGGGUGGUGAUGCUCCACACUCGGACGGAGAAGCAGAAGUAAAUGCGACGCAGGAAGGAGCAGAGUGGUAGACGGUGCUUUUUCUCUGGUGGAUCCUGUGCUGACCGUUGGACACAUUUUAUCGUUGGUUGGAAAUAAUAUACAUGAAUUUAACUUGGAAUGUCGGUUGUAUGUUUGCAGAGACUCUCAGACAAAAGUAAAAAACAGUGAAAUUUGUAUUUCCAGUUUAUUGCAUCCAUAUCCUGGAUAAAGCAGGGAAUUCAAUAUCGAUUUGCAUGGUUCUACCUGUGCAUUGCAACUUAAAAUAAUGCUGCCUUAAAAAUAAAAUGUGGCUAUGACUCCAAUAUACUAAAUGAUAAAGCCACACCCUGUUUGAAAACCUGAUAGGUUACCGUUUUAAAAAUAUGGAGGAUUAUUUGGGCAAGGAAAUAUACUUGUAAACCACAGAUUACUUCUCUCUCCCCCAGUAGGUUUACACUGAAGAAAUAAAUUCCUCAAUUUGAAA
Messenger RNA from Gasterosteus aculeatus aculeatus (three-spined stickleback), 1726 nucleotides. RefSeq names its product actin maturation protease (gene actmap). Lineage: Eukaryota; Metazoa; Chordata; Actinopteri; Perciformes; Gasterosteidae. The record is from RefSeq and is a predicted model, not a curated record.